ACUGUGCCAGCUGCGUGCCCUUUGACCAACAUCAGCGUAAAAAGAACGAGAGUAGGGUUAGCAGAAGGAAACAGACAACGGAGUGCAGAUGGGAAGGAAAGGAAGAAAAAGGAGAGAGAAGAACUACUUGGCGGCGCAUGGAGGCCACACCCGUCUUCCGCCGCCACCCAACCCCUCCCAAGUCGACGCUCUUCCCUCCAAACUUCGCCAGAUCAUGUCCUUCACUUCUCAUCUUCUUGAUGGUUCUGCUAAAGAGAAGAGGAAACGGGGAGGCGGUUAUGCAGAAAAUAAAUUCCCUCUAGAGGAUGCAAUUACCUCAGAAGCUACCGUGGAUGAAGGUGACGAUGGGAAACUUUUAACGCCUGAACCUACAGAUGAUGGUGAUGAGAUUGUUCUUGAUAGCAAGGAUGAAAAGAGAAAGAAAAAGAGAGAGAGAAAGCAAGUCGAUGAUCUUCGGUUUGAAAUGGAGAAGACAAAAACCAGUGAGAAAAGGCGGGAGCGCAAGAAAAAGUAUAUGGAAGCAAAGAAGAAGAAACGCCAAAAAUCCAAAACAGAAGAGAAUUUGGACUUUCCUGUACGUGAACAGAUAAAAUUUGGAGAUGUUGUCCAAGCUCCACCAAAAUUGGUUGCUGUUCCUAAGGUUCUGAAGAAUGCCCCAGAUGCUUCACAAGAAAGGGUUCGGUUACGGGCUAUUGAGGAAUACAGGAAACGCAAAGGAUGGACCUCUAGACCAGGGCUUCAACUUCCUACUGUGACUGCUACACAUUUGUUGUAAUUGGUCGGAUCCUAUUGCUUCUUAUGUCAAUGUCUUUUUAUGUUUGUAGGACCAUCACAUCUUAAUUUAGGGUGUGAUGCGUGAGGACUGUGAUUGGCGGUUUGCUGUGCUUCAAUUUUUUUUGUCAAUUAAAUGGUGAAAAAUAGGUCCUUGAUAGAGUAUAAAUUCCAUUGUCAUCCAUAUUAAGUUAGAACAGGCAAACUGGUUGAUUUAUUUCAAAGUCCAGCGACAUUGUUUCUUCUGCAAUAUCAAUGUGCAUAUUGUUGUAAGGUAGUGAAUGUUGAUGGGUUAAGACUACAUGUCAGUUCCUUUA
Molecule: messenger RNA, 1088 nt
Organism: Hevea brasiliensis (rubber tree)
Lineage: Eukaryota; Viridiplantae; Streptophyta; Magnoliopsida; Malpighiales; Euphorbiaceae
Exons: 5
Coding region: 89-775 (228 amino acids)
Source: RefSeq, a predicted model, not a curated record